Molecule: messenger RNA, 1529 nt
Organism: Chelmon rostratus (copperband butterflyfish)
Lineage: Eukaryota; Metazoa; Chordata; Actinopteri; Chaetodontiformes; Chaetodontidae
Product: N-lysine methyltransferase SMYD2-like
Exons: 12
Coding region: 1-1299 (432 amino acids)
Cellular component (GO): nucleus
Molecular function (GO): protein binding
Source: RefSeq, a predicted model, not a curated record
AUGACGGGCAGCAUCGAGGGGCUGGAGAGGUUUGAAAGUCCGGGGAAAGGACGAGGUCUCCGCGUGACCAGACCCUUUAAAGUCGGGGAGCUGCUGUUCUCCAGCCAGGCGUACUCUUACGUGCUGUCAGUGAAGGAGAGGGGCUGCUACUGCGAGUGCUGCUUCACCAGGAAAGAAGGCUUGGCAAGAUGUGGGAAGUGCAAGAACGCCUUCUACUGCAACGUGAAAUGCCAGAAGGAGGACUGGGCCAUGCACAAGCUGGAAUGCUCUGCAAUGACCGCAUUCAGAGAGAGCUGGUGCCCGUCUGAGAUGUCCCGCCUGGUGGCCCGGAUCCUCGCCAAGAAGAAAACGCAGAAAGAGAGAUGUGCCUCUGAGAAGAUCCUGCUCAUAGGAGAGAUGCAAUCACACGUGGACGACGUGGAUAACGAGAAGAGGGAGAUGCACGAGGCUGAUGUGGCUGCGCUGCAUCGUUUUUACUCCAAACACUUGGAGUUACCCGACCAUAAAGACCUGCUCACACUCUUCUCCCAGGUUGCCUGUAAUGGUUUCACCAUAGAGGAUGAUGAACUGUCCCACAUGGGCACUGCAGUCUACCCGGACGUGGCCCUGGUGAACCACAGCUGUCGGCCCAGCGUCAUCGUCACAUACAACGGGACGACGGCUGAUGUUCGGGCGGUGCAGGACAUGAAGCCCGGAGACGAAGUGCUCAUCAGCUACAUAGACCUCCUCUAUCCAACAGACGACCGCAACAACAGGCUAAGAGAGUCCUAUUACUUCACCUGUGAGUGCCAGGAGUGUAAAAGCAGGUCCAAGGACAAAGCAAAGCUGAAAGUGCGAAAGAAGGGGGACCCCCCUGAGCCGGAGGUCAUCAGCAACAUGGUGCGCUACGCCAGGAAAACCAUCAGAGAGUUCCGCGCCUUCAAACACACAAAAACCCCUAGUGAGCUGCUGGAGAUGUGUGAACAGAGCCUGGAGGAGAUGGGGGCCGUCUUCGACGACUCCAACGUCUACAUGCUCCACAUGAUGUACCAGGCCAUGGGGGUUUGUCUCUACAUGCAAGACGCAGACGGAGCUAUCAGAUACGGCGAGAAGAUCGUCAAGUGUUUCAGCAAGCUGUAUUCAGCCUACUCUCUGAAUGUGGCCUCCAUGUACCUGAAGUUGGGCAGGCUGUACAUGGGGCAGGAGAGGCACUCAGUGGGCAUCAGCACUCUCAAGAAGGCAGUGGCCAUAAUGGAGGUGACUCAUGGGAAGAAUCACUUCUACUUGACAGAGUUGCGCAAGGAGAUGAUGCAAAAAUGAAGUUAAAGAAAUUGUGACUUUCCAACCUGGCUGAUCUUAAAGGACUGCAGACACUCCUCUGAUGAGGAGCUUUAAGGAACUGAAGGCACUUACUGCUCUUUCUGGUACUGAAGCAAAGAAGAAGCGCAUUCAUGUUUUUUUGUUUUUUUGGUAUGAAAUGUUUUUGUAGAUUUCACUUUUUACAUCAGUGUUAUGUAUGCAAGAACUUAGUCUACUGAAUGCAGGAUACU